This is a messenger RNA of Capsicum annuum, 1818 nucleotides long. Its product is annotated as dihydropyrimidine dehydrogenase (NADP(+)), chloroplastic. Gene Ontology annotation, biological process: thymine catabolic process; uracil catabolic process. The coding region runs from base 382 to 1668 and encodes 428 amino acids. Gene Ontology annotation, molecular function: iron-sulfur cluster binding; uracil binding; dihydropyrimidine dehydrogenase (NADP+) activity. Gene Ontology annotation, cellular component: cytoplasm. The transcript is spliced from 7 exons. The record is from RefSeq and is a predicted model, not a curated record. Lineage: Eukaryota; Viridiplantae; Streptophyta; Magnoliopsida; Solanales; Solanaceae.
CUAAUUCAUUUCCCUAUCUAAUUUUUUAGCAUUCCAUGAAAUUCUUUUUCUUUUCUUUUAAUAAACACCUUCACAGAUCAUCUCCAUGUUCAGUUAUCUAUCACCAUUAAAAAAGAUUAACGUCAUCUGUUUCUUGAUCUCUAAGAGAUAUUAUAAAAAGAGUAAGCGUUUAUUUUUUCCCUUGUCUCUCUCACUCUUGAUCUCUCCUCCUAAAAUACAACUAAACAACUCCAAUCAACACCUAUAUUUAAAUAAUAGUAUUACUACCAAUUUCUUUCUAACUCAGAUUCCUAGAUAUUCAUUUUCAUCUUUUUCGAUCUUCCAACUUUCUACUAAGUCCAAAACAACAACAACCAAGUUUCAAUCAAUCUUUUUCCAGCUAUGGCUUCUCUUGGAUUGGCACAACGUAUCAGAAUUGGACAUGAUGGUAAUUCGGGUACUCUAUUCCCUAUGAUGGGUCGGGUUAAUUUGGGUAGAAGACGAGUUGGGUUGAGAGUUAUGGCUUCAGAGGGUCAUCAGUCUUCUGUGGAACCUGAUCUUAGUGUUACUGUUAACGGGUUGAAAAUGCCUAACCCGUUUGUUAUCGGGUCGGGUCCUCCUGGGACUAAUUAUACUGUCAUGAAGAGAGCCUUUGAUGAAGGAUGGGGUGCUGUUAUUGCCAAAACGGUGUCUUUGGAAGCCGAUAAAGUUAAAAAUGUGACCCCAAGAUAUGCUAAACUAAGAGCAGAUGCAAAUGGUUCUGCCAAAGGACAAAUUAUUGGGUGGCAGAAUAUUGAGCUCAUUAGUGAUCGGCCUCUUGAAACAAUGCUGAAAGAGUUCAGGCAGUUGAAAGAAGAGUAUCCAGAGAGGAUACUUAUUGCUUCUAUCAUGGAAGAGUACAACAAAGCUGCAUGGGAGGAACUUAUUUACAGAGUUGAAGAAACUGGAAUUGAUGCCAUUGAAAUCAACUUCUCAUGCCCCCAUGGUAUGCCAGAACGUAGAAUGGGUGCUGCUGUUGGUCAAGAUUGUGAUCUCUUGGAGGAGGUCUGUGGAUGGAUUAAUGCUGUAGCCACAGUUCCAGUAUGGGCAAAGAUGACGCCGAAUAUCACUGACAUCACAAAGCCGGCUAGGGUGUCUCUUAACAAAGGAUGCGAGGGAGUAUCUGCUAUAAAUACGAUCAUGAGUGUUAUGGGAAUCAAUCUUGACACCUUAAGGCCCGAGCCUUGUGUUGAGGGAUAUUCUACUCCUGGAGGCUACUCAUCGAAGGCAGUGCACCCAAUUGCCCUUGCAAAAGUAAUGAACAUUGCACGGAUGAUGAAGUCAGAAUUUGGAGAUAAGGACCUUUCACUUUCUGCUAUUGGGGGAGUCGAGACAGGUGGUGAUGCCGCUGAGUUUAUUCUCCUCGGAGCAAAUACUGUACAGGUUUGUACCGGUGUUAUGAUGCAUGGAUAUGGACUUGUGAAAACGUUGUGCUCUGAGCUGAAAGAUUUCAUGAGAAAGCACAAUUUUUCAUCAAUAGAAGAUUUCAGAGGAACAUCACUUGAUUAUUUCACAACGCACACGGAUUUGGUGAGAAGGCAGCAAGAAGCAAUACGUCAAAGGAAAGCGGUUAAGAAAGGGUUGCAAUCAGACAAAGACUGGACAGGAGAUGGUUUUGUGCAAGAAACUGAAAGCAUGGUUUCCAACUAGACUUGUAAACCUCUUCUAAAUGCACCUUGCAUCUCAUAUUGUAGAUCAUGAAUAAAUCAAUCAUUUUCAUAUAUAUCUGACUGGAUUGGUGUACAGUGACUUUUAUCUCUUUUAACUUUGAUUCAAAAUAAUUAUUGUUGCUUAUGAUUA